Molecule: messenger RNA, 855 nt
Organism: Lathyrus oleraceus (garden pea)
Lineage: Eukaryota; Viridiplantae; Streptophyta; Magnoliopsida; Fabales; Fabaceae
Product: protein FLOWERING LOCUS T
Exons: 4
Coding region: 65-595 (176 amino acids)
Source: RefSeq, a predicted model, not a curated record
UGUGCUGGUACUACUCAAAUUUCACAAAGCAAAUUGAGCAUACAUAGAAGUUUGAGAACCACAUAUGGCAGGUAGUAGCAGGAAUCCUCUCGCUGUUGGUCGUGUAAUUGGUGAUGUGAUAGACCCCUUUGAAAAUUCGGUUCCUCUCCGAGUCACCUAUGGUAGUAGAGAUGUGAAUAAUGGUUGUGAGCUUAAACCCUCUCACGUUGGAAAUCAACCCAGAGUGAAUGUUGGUGGAAACGAUCUCAGGAACAUUUAUACUCUAGUUCUUGUGGACCCAGAUUCACCUAGCCCAAGCAACCCUACUUUUAGGGAGUACCUUCAUUGGUUGGUGACUGAUAUUCCAGCUACUACUGAGGUCAGUUUCGGUAACGAAAUUGUGAGCUAUGAAAGGCCACGACCCACCUCAGGGAUCCAUCGUUUCGUGUUUAUACUAUUCCGUCAGCAGUGUAGACAAAGGGUUUACGCUCCAGGAUGGCGACAGAAUUUCAAUACAAGAGAAUUUGCUGAACUUUACAAUCUUGGAUCACCAGUUGCUGCUGUUUUCUUCAACUGUCAAAGGGAGAGUGGCUCUGGUGGAAGAACAUUUAGAUAAUUACAUCAACUAUAUGAAGUUAAUGUCAAAGUGGAAGCUUAUAGUUAGUUAAUACUUAUAUACUGAAAUGCAAGAUCCAAAUAAAUGCUAUUUAUACUUAUAUAUAUAUAUAUAUAUAUACACGUUACACUCAGAGACGCUAAAUACAUAGAUAUUUGUAAGAGAAACAAGUAAGCAGUGUUUAUCCAUGUGUGUGUCGUUUUAUGUUUCUGUACGUAUAUCAUCAAUAAAGAGCUGUCCACUGUCCAUUUUAUAUGUCA